AUGUGUCUGGUACUUCAUCAUGGCAGCAGUACGCAGCAGUCACUGCAGCAGGAGGCCACAGGACACAUCUCCAUGCACACGCACACCGAAGGACGGUGCUUUGAGCAGGACCAUAUCUCCUCCUUCAAUGGACCUCAUCUCUCGAUCAGGAGCGUGGAAGAAAGGACAAAACUGGACAUUAUGACUUCAGAUGUCCGUGACCUGAACUCGUUGCUGACCCCUCUCCCGAGCGGCCCGAGCCCUGGCUGCCCGUCUCUGCCCGUCAGCACAGCGCCGCAGUGGGCCCCCGUGUUGGACUUUCACACUGGCGCCUCACCCUACCCCUCCCUGGGUGCCCCCCACAGCUCCCUGGGACCACACUCCUUCAUCAAACAGGAACCCACCUGGGGACCCACGGCGGAGCCUCACCAUCACGAAGCAGACCCUCACUGCGGCCUGAGCGCCUUCACCGUGCACUUCUCGGGGCAGUUCACCGGCACUGGGGCAUGCAGGUACGGGGCGGCGUUCGGAGGACCCCCAGCGCCGAGUCAAGCUCCCUCGGUGACGUCCCCGCACCAUCACCAGACUCCCGGUCGCAUGUUUGGCAGCACGCCCUAUCUGACCAACUGCAUGGACACUCAGGCCAGCCAGCGCAACCAGACAGGUUACGGCACAGUUGCCUUCGAUGGAGCCAGUAAUUACAGUCACACUCCCACGCACCACAGCUCGCAGUUCUCCAACCACUCCUUUAAGCAUGAAGACGCUCUCACUCAGCAAAACACCAUGGGUGAGCAGCAGUACGCCAUCCCUCCUCCGGUCUAUGGAUGCCACACACCACCAGACAGCUGCACCGGGGGCCAGGCUCUGCUGCUCAGAAACCCCUAUAACAGCCACCCCACUGCCUACGACAGCGACCCCAUGGUGUACAGCUGCAGCACGCAGUACCGCAUCCACACACACGGGGUCUUCAGGGGAAUCCAGGACGUGAGGCGGGUGCCCGGCAUCACCCCCACCAUUGUGCGCUCUGAGAGCAGUGAGAAGCGCCCCUUCAUGUGUGCGUAUCCAGGCUGUAACAAACGCUACUUCAAACUGUCCCAUCUGCAGAUGCACGGCCGCAAACACACAGGGGAAAAGCCGUAUCAGUGUGAAUACACAGACUGCGGCCGCCGGUUUUCUCGCUCGGAUCAGCUUAAGCGUCACCAGAGGAGGCACACAGGAGUAAAACCCUUCGAAUGCCAGACGUGUCAGAGAAAGUUCUCUCGGUCUGACCACCUUAAGACACACACCCGGACUCAUACAGGUAAAACAAGUGAGAAGCCCUUCAAUUGUCGUUGGCCAAACUGUCAGAAGAAGUUUGCCCGGAGCGAUGAGUUGGUGCGACAUCACAACAUGCACCAGAGGAACCUGACCAAGCUGCAGCUCUCAAUAUGA
This is a messenger RNA of Knipowitschia caucasica, 1410 nucleotides long. The record is from the annotation of a GenBank genome assembly. NCBI's taxonomy places the organism in Eukaryota, Metazoa, Chordata, Actinopteri, Gobiiformes, Gobiidae.